Messenger RNA from Sugiyamaella lignohabitans, 1617 nucleotides. RefSeq names its product Pep1p (gene PEP1). Gene Ontology annotation, cellular component: Golgi apparatus; membrane. The record is from RefSeq and is a predicted model, not a curated record. Gene Ontology annotation, biological process: Golgi to endosome transport; Golgi to vacuole transport; protein targeting to vacuole. The transcript has a single exon. Bases 1 to 1617 code for a protein of 538 amino acids. NCBI's taxonomy places the organism in Eukaryota, Fungi, Ascomycota, Dipodascomycetes, Dipodascales, Trichomonascaceae.
AUGCAUAUAACAGUUAGCGAUAGAACUAGAUCUGAGUAUGGAUCUAUUCUUAAGUCGAAUUCGAAUGGAACUGAUUAUGUUUUGUCACUUGAAGGUGUAAAUAGAAACGAUAUUGGAUAUGUUGACUUUGAAAAAAUGCAUGGCUUGGAAGGCGUUGCGUUGGCAAAUGUUGUCAGCAAUCUUAAUGAAGCUAAGAAUGGUGCUAGAAAGAAGCUCAAAACAAAGAUCACCCACAACGAUGGUGCUACCUGGUCUUUCAUUAAGCCACCUCAACGUGAUUCAAAUGGUGACUCGUAUGACUGUUCCGGCAGCUUGGAUGAAUGCUCAUUGAACUUACAUGGCUACACUGAACGAGAAGACUAUAGGGACAGCUAUUCUUCCGACUCUGCCGUAGGUUUGAUGAUUGCUGUUGGAAAUGUGGGAAAAUCGUUGACGGACAAAAAGGAUGGAAAUACUUUCUUGACCAGGGAUGGCGGCAUAACAUGGAAGGAAAUUAGAAAGGGAGCAUUUAUGUGGGAGUUUGGUGAUUCUGGUUCAAUCAUUACUAUUGUCAAUGGUCAUGAUUCCACAAACGUCCUUUACUAUUCGCUCAACGAGGGCGCUUCAUGGAACGAAUACAAGUUUAGUGAUGAUCUAGUCAAAGUUGAUGAUAUUGCCACAGUUCCCUCAGACACUAGUCGUAAAUUUGUUCUUUUUGGCAGACCACCGGCCAAGGAAGGCGCCAAGUCCUUUGCUAUUCAGGUAGACUUCACUGGACUGACUGAUCGAAAAUGUGUUCUGGACAGUGGUGAUGCUAAUAAAGAUGACUUUGAACUUUGGGCACCAUCCCAUCCAGAUUUGAAGGAGAGCUGCUUAUUUGGCCAUGAAGCACUUUAUCAUAGAAAGAUCCCUGAUCGUGAUUGUUAUAUCGGUUGGGCUCCAGACAGAGAUAUCAUGAAACCACAUCAAGUCAUUCGAAACUGUACAUGUUCAAGACAAGAUUUCGAGUGUGAUUUCAAUUACUAUGCUGCUAAUGAUGGAACGUGUCAACUGGUUCCUGGAUUCUCACCUCCUGAUCAUAAGGCCGUUUGUACGGAAAUGCCAGGGACCAUUGAGUAUUGGGAACCUACGGGAUACAGACGAGUUCCUCUGAGUACCUGUGACGGUGGCUCAGAAUUCGAUAGGGUGGUUUCUCAUCCAUGUCCGGGUGAAGAAGACAGAUACGAUCGAAAGCAUGGAGGGUUGGGAGGCUUUGCUCUUUUUGUAGUGGUAAUGCUCCCUAUAGGCAUGGCCUUAGUCAUUGGUUAUAUUGUGUGGGACCACUUCCAAAAGAGAUACGGUCAAAUCAGACUUGGAGCUGAGGAUGAUGACCAACCAGCAGUUCUUCGCUAUGCUGUUAUCUCAGUAGCUGCUGUGAUUGCAUUUGUAUCUGUUAUUCCCACCUUUGCGAAGGCUGCAUUUGAAAACAUCACUUCUCGACUUUCUGGUUCGCGCCAAGGCAUCCGCUUUACUACUCGAAGCUCACUUUCACGCAAUAACCAACGCUACUCACCUGUAGACAUCGAAGAAAGCGGUGAGCUCCUCGGUGAGGACGAUGAUGAUAUCUUGGACGAUGAAGAGUUAGACCAAGAGCUGUAA